Messenger RNA from Colletotrichum spaethianum, 978 nucleotides. Its product is annotated as oxidoreductase ptaL. The record is from RefSeq and is a predicted model, not a curated record. The coding region runs from base 1 to 978 and encodes 325 amino acids. The transcript has 2 exons. Gene Ontology annotation, cellular component: cytoplasm. NCBI's taxonomy places the organism in Eukaryota, Fungi, Ascomycota, Sordariomycetes, Glomerellales, Glomerellaceae. Gene Ontology annotation, molecular function: flavin adenine dinucleotide binding; electron-transferring-flavoprotein dehydrogenase activity.
AUGGGCUCCGUCCGAGCCGUCGUGCCCGGCAUCGUCAAAGACGAGCAGAUCUUCCAGCCCAUCGAGCCCGGUUUUGCCAGCUACCCCAAGGAAAGCUUCGAGUUCGUGCUCGGCACCGCAACGGGCCUAGAUGUGGCCCGCAAGGCAGCCCUCGUCUCCACCCCGUCCGGACCUCGGUCCCUGCCCUACGACUACCUUGUCCUCGCCACCGGCGCCCGCUGCGCGAGCCCGGACAUGCCGUGGAAGAACGCCAACUCACACGAGGAGACCAUCGACCUGCUGCAUGAGACGACAGAGAAGGUCAAGGCGGCGAGGCACGUUUUGGUCGCCGGCGCCGGUCCCACUGGUGUCGAGACCGCCGCCGAGAUCCGCUUCGAGUUCGCGGACAAGGAGGUCGUGCUCCUGUCGGCCCACGAGGAGAUUUUGGGCGGCGACAGCAUCGCUAAGGGCGUCGAGAACGAAAUCGUGCGGCUGGGCGUUCAGGUCAAGAAGAACUCACGGGUCAAGAACUCGCGGCCGCUGCCGGACGGCAGGACGGAGGUGACGCUGGUGAGCGGCGAGAUCAUCAAGACCGACCUGUACCUGCCGACCAUGGGCCUCGUCCCGAACACAGAGUACCUCGACUCCAGCCUGAUCAACGAGUACAACAACGUCAAAGUUGACGAGUGCUUGCGCGUCAAGGGCGUCGAUAACGUCUGGGCGUGCGGCGACAUCAUCUCCUGCCAACGCUCGGGUUUCAUGCUCACGGACAAGCAGGCCGCUGGCGUGGUCAAAAACAUUGAGCUUGCCAUCAAGGGCAAGGACCAGUUGGUCGUCAAGGGCAUGCCCGUCGACGUUUUCAUGUGCUCCACAGGCCGCAACCGCGGCGCCGGCCGCGUCGGCUGGGUCAAGGUACCCUCCUUCUUCGUUUACUCUUUGAAGGGUAAAACCCUAGGGAUGAGUUGGAUAAACAAGUAUACCGAAGGCACUCAGUGGUGA